Molecule: messenger RNA, 2230 nt
Organism: Hansenula anomala
Lineage: Eukaryota; Fungi; Ascomycota; Saccharomycetes; Phaffomycetales; Wickerhamomycetaceae
Product: non-specific serine/threonine protein kinase
Exons: 1
Coding region: 62-2200 (712 amino acids)
Biological process (GO): regulation of cytokinesis; mitotic spindle organization; protein phosphorylation
Cellular component (GO): chromosome passenger complex; spindle midzone; spindle microtubule
Molecular function (GO): ATP binding; protein kinase activity
Source: RefSeq, a predicted model, not a curated record
AACGGAUCAAUAUCAAACUUAACGUUCUAAUUAGCAUUCUAUCCCAAGCUUACAUUCAAGAAUGAUGAAUGGUAUGAGGAACUCCUACAAUGAAAAGGCUAAAAUUGCAGAAUCAUACAACAAGUUAUAUUCCCAAUUCUCAUCAGAUGAGGUCAAGGAAGUUGGAAACUACUCAAUAAUUAAGUUAAUUGGUGAAGGUGCAUUUGGUAAAGUUUAUCUAGCGAAUCAUAGAUUGACACAUACAAAAGUGGUACUAAAGACAGGUGAUAAGACUGAUCCAAACUUGGUACGAGAAGUUUACUAUCAUAGACAGUUUAAGCAUCCACAUAUAACUAGACUAUAUGAGGUCGUUGUUUGUGAAGGUAAAAUAUGGAUGGUUUUGGAGUAUUGUCCUGGAAGAGAGCUAUACGACUAUGUGCUAUCAUGUGGGAGGGUACCCAUAGAUGAAGUGAAAAAGCUUUUUGCGCAGAUAGCAAGUGCUGUGUUCUAUGCCCAUUCUUUGAAUUGUAUUCAUCGUGACUUAAAGCUGGAGAAUAUAUUAUUGGACAAGAGAAGAAAUGCAAAAUUAUCAGAUUUCGGGUUCACUAGAGAGUGUCAACAAAGAAAUUUUUUGGAAACAGUAUGUGGUACUACUGUCUAUAUGGCUCCUGAACUUAUUCAAAAACAAAAAUACGAUGGCUUUAAAGUUGAUAUUUGGUCAUUAGGUAUCAUUUUGUAUACAAUGUUGUAUGGGCAAAUGCCAUUUGAUGAUGAAGAUGAAAUAAGGACUGGCUACAAAAUUGUGAAUGAAGAACCACCUUACAGAGAAGACAUACCUCAAGAAGCUAUCACAUUGAUGAGGAGGUUGUUGAGCAAGGUACCCAGUGAACGUCCAUCCUGCUUGGAAAUUUUGAACGACCCAUUUUUAGAGAAUAUUGGGUUGAGCUUAUUAGAAUCCUCAAUGACAUUAUUGAAAAAUAUUGUCGGACAAAAGAACUUUCAUUCAAAGAGUGAGAAACAUUUGCUAAAGAAACUCAAGAGUCUGGGUAUUGAUACACACGCAUUACAAAAAAGCGUGGUAAGUAAAAAGGCAGAUUCAUUGUGUGGGUUAUGGGAAUUACUAUUGGAGAAAGAAAAGAAAAAGGAGUUCAAAAAAUACAAAACAAGAAGCCGGUCUGUUUUAAGGAUCAGUGAGUCAACUUCGAGAAGAGUCAGUCAAUUGAUGGAUCCUAAUAAUUCACCUCAACUAAGCAGGAUUGUCAGUGGGUUUAGUAACAAAUCAGAACCUACUCAAGAGAAUCAAAUCAAUUAUGGGGAUGGUAAUUCUAUGGAUAAGAGCACAAGUGCCUCGAUAGCUAGUCCAGAGAAGAAAAAGAAUGGAUUUAUUCAAAAGUUCACCAAAUUGUGGAAGACCAAGAAAUCAGAUAACACAGGUGCUGUAAGCAAUCAGAAAAAUUCAUUUGAUAGUAUACAAAAAGACAGCAAAAGUCAUCAUCAGUAUAAUAUUAAUAAUAACAUCACAACUACUCCAUCACAGCAGCAACAGUCUGCCCAACAAAGUACAUCCAAGCUGUCAAUCCCCAAACCAACUUUCAAGACAUCACCUAAAAAAUUGACGAUUCAUGAACCGAAAUCACCAACAAGGGUAGUUAAUGGUGCUCCAGAAACAAGAUCAAGACCAAGACCAGUAUCAAUGAUUUCACAACAAUCAUUGGUUUCUCAAGUGACAACUAUGUCGGAUAUGUCAGCUGCAUCACAUAAUACUACUAAUUCAGAUAAUACAACAAGACCAGCAUUUACAAGAAAAAGAUCAUCAGAUACCUCAUUGCAUAGUAAAAACACAACAAGAAGAUCAUUGAGCUUGAUUUCCAGUAAUUCAAGUGCAUCAGAUCGCAGUUCAAGAAAAGGAUCAUUUUAUGAUCAAACAACUUCAUCGGACUAUACUUUUAGAACAAAUAGAGGUCGUAAAUAUAAUGAAGCUAUUUUCCCGAAAAGUUUCAAAAGAAGAAAAUCUCCACUAGGUGGUAUUCCACCAUCCAGCAAGUUUAAAAGAUCAAAGGCCUUCAUUAUUGAAGAAGAAGAAGACGAUGAGGAUGUUGAUGUUGAUGAUGAUAAUAUGGAAGAUAUAGAGACUGAUCUUGAAAACUUGGGAAUUGCAGAAUCUACAAGAAAUGCAUCUGAUUUUGAAAGUGAUGUUUCUGAAAGAGGUAGGCAGAUGUGAACUAAUGAAUGAACAUAUAUAAGGUUUAAU